Molecule: messenger RNA, 2743 nt
Organism: Hemibagrus wyckioides
Lineage: Eukaryota; Metazoa; Chordata; Actinopteri; Siluriformes; Bagridae
Gene: dthd1
Product: death domain containing 1
Exons: 10
Coding region: 124-2661 (845 amino acids)
Source: RefSeq, a predicted model, not a curated record
GGGCAUGGAGAUUCAGCAAGGGCCCUCAGGAAAGUUCUCCAUCUUUUUAAGGAGUGGAGUGUGCUACACACACACAGAGUGGGCUGCUUGAGAGAAGCACUACAUUCAACAGUACACACACUCAUGGAGCGAGACAGGCACGCAAAUCAUGGGCACAUUGUCCCAAAGAGAGAGGCUCAAGCAAAACAACUGGGAGCCUCCCGAGAAUGUAAUUUUCACAAACUUUUCUAUAUCAACGAUCUCAUUCUAAGUGUUUUGGGAGACGUGCACAGCAUUGAGAAGACGCUGUUUUCAGUCACAAGUAAAGUUGACAGCGCGAUCACCGUCAUCUCUGGAGCAAGUACAGAAGCUGAGACAGCAAGCGACGAUCUCAUGAGUCGUGAUCUCAUUAUUCAUUCAAAGGACAGGCUAGUCCUUCCACAGAUCCUUUCAAAAGAGCCAUGUAGCCCUCAAAAUACUGACCCAGAAUACAACUCAAAAGUCUCACGUCUUUUAGACAUCCCGAAAUGUGUCCUUCUAAGCAACCAAGCACAGACCCAUGCUGCGUCUGAGAGAAAGAUUAGCCACCAUGAACUGUUUAAUGAAAGCCCAAUUGAUCUUGCAAGACGAGAAGAGGACAACAUUCUGUGUGAAGAGCUGAAGAGCCCAAGAAUUGAUGGCCACUGUCCUUUUGGAGAGGAUGAUGAAGAUGUGAAGGAAGAACCUGUAGAAGUGGAUGAAAGAGACAAGAAGGCAGAGAAGAUCAGUAUUGAGGUUAUGGAUGAACAUAUAAGCUGGACACACAGCUGUAUUACAGUAGGUUUGACAGAUUCAGCAAGAUCUUCCUCCAAAAUCCUGUGCUAUAUAACUGCACCGCUGGAAGUCACAAAGGUCAUCACAUGUAAGGCAGUGGACAGCCUCAGCUCCCUUAUGGUAUCCGGGUCAGAGGAGCUGGUCAGCAGCGUGCUCAGACUUGAAAACAUCAGCAACAUGAAGUGUAUCGUCCCGAUUACUGUAGCUGUUCCUUUCCAGGCUUGUUACCUCCUGAAUUACCAUGAGGCUGUGGUGAAAGUGGUGGACCAACAACAGAGGAUUAGUUAUGUCACUCCGACAGCCACCGAGGGCACCUAUGGAGGCCACAGGGGUACAUUUGCAGUGGUGAGGGUGUACACUCUUGGUGUAUUUGCAGUCUUAUCCCGUUUGAAGAGGGAGACUUUCACAAUCCCAAAGAGAGGUCUGUGUCUCAAACUGAGUGUGGACUCCAGGAUAUGCCUAGACUAUCCAGCUGGAUCUUUCAGCACACCAGUGGUUGCCCAAGCAAUGGUGCAGCCUGUGGAUGCUAUGCUCUUGUCUUCAUUAAAGUGCAGAAAUGAUUCCUGCCACUCCAUCCUCACCACUAGCCCUCUACUCUACCUAAAUCACCCUUUAACUGUAAGCCCUCUUCGACCUUUGACCCUAACACUACCUUGUCCUCCUAAACCUAAAACGAUGAAGACAGGAGAGGAGAAGACCUGCACUUACUCCGAUAGCACAGCUCUUAUUCCUGACACCACCUCGUCCCAUCGGGUCAGGGUUUUAAGUGCUCCAGUGAAGGCAUCCCAAAAGCUGACUAAAGAGCAGCUGGUGGUCCUGGGCUGGAGAGAUGAGCACUGGAAUGUUCUGGAUAAAAUCACUGUGAGGAAUUUGCAAAGUGACCUUGUUUCCUUUGAGGUCCCAGAGAACUAUGAGCGGAUGAUAGUCCUUCAUCUGCUGUCUUCUGUAAGACCUUCUUGCUUGGUGCUCUUUGCUGAGGAGCUGCAAGAGUCAGUGAGGACCUAUAGAGUAUCAAUAGUCAUCCACAAAAAACAGAAAGACCCCAGCAGUGUGGUUCUGGCUGUUCUACCCAGUAGAGAUCUGAGCUGGGGACUGGCUGAGCUCCAUGCCCAGGCUUACUGUGGAUCCCCAGAGCAAUCUUCUGAGACACUGAUGAGGGAGGGAGAGCAGCUGUUGGUAAAAUUCAGUGGCAACAUUACCAGCACAGGUGACCAGUGCACAGAGCCUCACACGCUCGCAUUUCACAAUCAGAGGAGGAACUGGCUCUGCAUGCAGCUGAAGGAACUAGACCCGUUUGGAAACUACAGCUCGCCUUAUUACAAAGGCAUGGCUCUACUUUUCCAGAUCCCAAAAGAUCAGCUGGUAUGGAAAGAUGACAGAGCAGUUAUAGCAGAAGAUUAUUGCUUAGGACAACCGGUCUGUAAGCUGACACUCACCCUUCCAAAGAAUGUGAAAACUUUAUCUCGGCCAAUCAGUGUAAAAUUCUCGCGGCAAGAUCAGGCAGAGUCACUCUGUGAUGAACUGCUAGCCUGGCUCUGUAGCGAGCUGUCCGAAGAAGAUGCAUCCAUGCUGGUCAUGUGCCUUCGCCUGCGCCGCUCGUCGGUCCAGCUGGCCCGACUCCGAGCUCCAAACAGCCUCGCGCUGCAGAUUUUCCACAUCCUGACCACAUGGAAACAAGCACUGCCUUCCCUUACACCAAAACGUCCAUUGCUUGCUCACUGUCUGACUCGUAUUGGCAGGCCAGAGCUGGCUGCAGAGCUGCUGAAAAAAGCUCCGGCUGUAGACACGGGUGAGAGGAGUGGUGCAGAAACACAAAGACCUGUAACAGUUCAUGGCCCUCUGUUACAUGUGAUCAAGGGGGAGACAUAAAAUAUAAAGAGUAAUUAUGUUUAGAUAUGAGCUGUACAUCUGAAAGAUUACGUUUAUUCUGUUGAUUCUCAAUUGGAGAGUA